This is a messenger RNA of Candidozyma haemuli, 405 nucleotides long. It is a transcript of the gene MIM1, whose product is annotated as Mim1p. The record is from RefSeq and is a predicted model, not a curated record. The transcript has a single exon. NCBI's taxonomy places the organism in Eukaryota, Fungi, Ascomycota, Pichiomycetes, Serinales, Metschnikowiaceae. Bases 1 to 405 code for a protein of 134 amino acids. Gene Ontology annotation, biological process: protein insertion into mitochondrial outer membrane; mitochondrial outer membrane translocase complex assembly. Gene Ontology annotation, cellular component: mitochondrial outer membrane.
AUGUCCUUAUACCAGCAACUGCCUUCCUCGCGUCCAAACGACGUCACUGAGGACCAGGAGGCCAACGACGUCACAGUCAUCAGUGCCCAACUAUCAUCUGACGAACUCGUCAGCAACGAAGACAUCACGACGACACAUAGCAUCAUCGAGGCAGGCCGAGAAGAAGAGGCUGAGGCGACGGGAAUCACGUAUAACUCAGAUGGCCAGACGGUUGUGAGUUUCAACAUCUGGAGUAUAUUCAAGAAGGGCGCCAUCAACUUGAUAUUACCGUUUAUCAACGGCAUCAUGCUUGGGUUUGGCGAGAUUUUUGCCCAUGAAGUCGGGUUCAAGUAUGGGUUUAUUGGCGCCAGGGUCCAGCCUCCCAGAAGACAUAUCCAGGCCAACAACAAGCCCAAGUUCAUAUAG